This is a messenger RNA of Staurois parvus, 1452 nucleotides long. Lineage: Eukaryota; Metazoa; Chordata; Amphibia; Anura; Ranidae. The record is from the annotation of a GenBank genome assembly.
UCGGUCAUCGACUAUUAUGGCCUGGCGUUCCCAUGUUUCUCACAGACUAGGCCCUGCACGGAUUGGCUGGUCAGGCCAGAGACUGCGGCGAUACGCGGGGAGCGGGCUGUGAGCACUAUGGACCGACUGGCCCCGUACAGAGGGGAUGCCUUUGAUAAACCACCUUGCCGAGGCUGUUCUUCCUACCUUAUGGAGCCAUACAUCAAAUGUGCUGAAUGCGGACCCCCAGAAUUUCUGCUUUGUUUGCAGUGUUUCUCAAGAGGAUUUGAGUACAAGAAGCAUCAGAGUGAUCACAGUUAUGAGAUCAUGACCUGCGAUUUUCCAGUACUGGAUCCCAGCUGGACAGCUCAGGAGGAAAUGGCUCUGCUAGAAGCUGUGAUGGACUGUGGAUUUGGAAAUUGGCAAGAAGUGGCUAAUCAAAUGCGCUCAAAGACUAAAGAGGAUUGUGAAAAUCACUACAUGAAACAUUUCAUUAAUAACCCACUCUUUGCAAGCACUUUACUGAAUAAACAAAGUGAAGAGGAAAAGAAUGUGGAUACAGCUGUUCCUUUUCAAGCUUCUGAUGACCCACCAAGACCAACAUUUGAUUCAUUGCUUUCUAGAGAUAUGGCAGGAUAUAUGCCAGCAAGGGCAGAUUUCAUAGAGGAGUUUGAUAAUUAUGCAGAGUGGGAUUUAAGAGAUAUUGAUUUUGUUGAAGAUGAUUCAGAAGUUUUGCAUGCUUUGAAAAUUGCGGUUGUGGAUAUUUAUCACUCAAGACUGAAGGAGCGACAGAGAAGGAAAAGGAUUAUUAGAGAACAUGGCCUUAUAAAUCUGAGGAAGUUUCAAAUUUUGGAAAGAAGAUAUUCCAAAGAUAUACAAGAGCUCUAUGAAACCAUGAGAAGAUUUGCCAGGAUUUUAGGAGCAACAAACCAUGAUCGAUUUAUAGAAAGCCAAGCAUUGGAAUUUGAACUGCGCAGGGAAAUCAAAAGGCUACAAGAUUAUCGAAGAGCAGGAAUCAAAACAUUUCACAGUUCCAAAAUAUAUGAUCGUUUGAAAAAGACUCGUGAAGAAGAGCGUUUGAAGAGAACCAUGCUUUCUGAAGUCCUACAGUAUGUUCAUGAUGGCAGUGCCUGUCAACAAUGGCUUAAACGACAAGCCGCUAUAGACGCUGGUUUAUAUCAAGUUGUACCUGUUGUUUCAGGUUCAGGUAGAAGAAGUGCUCCUCCUCUGGAUUUGACAGGUCUUCCUGGCACAGAAAAACUGAAUGAUAAAGAGAAAGAGCUCUGUCAGGUAGUGAGGCUGGUCCCAGGAGCUUACUUGGAAUAUAAAGCAGCACUUGUGAACGAAUGCAACAAACAAGGAAGCUUACGUCUGGCUCAAGCACGAUCGCUUAUAAAAAUUGAUGUUAAUAAGACCCGUAAAAUUUAUGAUUUUCUGCUACAAGAAGGGUAUAUCACAAAACCUCAGCCAUAA